AUGCCGUUUUCCUAUAUCGCUGAGCUCCCCGAGUUUUUGAAGAUGUCCGGUCUGGAUACUCUUCCACCUGGGAUUCCAAAUAAUACCGAUUCCAUCUACCUCUUCCCCCCAAAAACCAUAAUGUUCAACGGUGCGAAACUUCUGGAAAUCUUCCUCUACAUUGGUUUCUCCUACGAAUUUUUUCAAUCCUUCUACUACGUUCACUCCCUAUUCUGUGUGGUUGCCUAUCAGUCGGUAGUCUUGUCCGCGUUGACAAUCAUAUCAAUGUUAUCAUUGGUAUUGGCGUGGCAGGUGGAGAAGUGGCCUGUUGUUAUGCAAGUCGCCUUGUAUUGUGAUACUAUCACAGGAUUUUUCUCGAUGAUGAUGUUGUAUCCGUUGAUGUGUAAUCAAAUGCUGAGUAGGAUGUAUGAGGAUAUAUGGAGACGCUCGUUUACUAAAACCCGCAUCAUCUGCCUCGUCGCCCUGUGCGCCUCCCUAUCCUGCAUCGCCGCUGUCAUCCUCAUCCAAACCUCCGAAAUGCAACGAUUCUACAUCCGCAAAAUUGGGUUCGUGGAUAGCGGACGGCAAGGCUACCAAAUGCUUAUUAACCGCAUAUUCUAUAUAUUUCCGUUUGGCUCUAUAGUUUGCUAUAUCGUGUUGUAUUUCCAUAUUAGGAGAAUGACUCAACAAGUGAUGUCAAGAAGAACCGCGGAGAAUGGGAAGCAGCGAGUUUUUGUGCAACUUUUCAUCACGGUCAUGUUUUAUGGGAUUAUGUGCGCCUUAUUCGAGUUCAUAAACUUCACAGAGUACCCCAAUGUUCAAGAUAAAAUAAAUCUAGUAGCAAUUCUGAAUAUCAUCAACUACCUUCCCGAGAUAUCCCUACCUCUAUUGUUACUGGUGUCCAAUACAGAGAUGAGACGCCGGAUUUCAAAUCUUUUGGCGCCCAGAUCAAACCAACCGUCGAGAUCUAACGCCUCCGUUAAUCAGGGUGUAUGA
Caenorhabditis remanei is the source of this 975-nucleotide messenger RNA. RefSeq lists its product as uncharacterized. The transcript is spliced from 3 exons. The record is from RefSeq and is a predicted model, not a curated record. NCBI's taxonomy places the organism in Eukaryota, Metazoa, Nematoda, Chromadorea, Rhabditida, Rhabditidae. The coding region runs from base 1 to 975 and encodes 324 amino acids.